UGGAAGAAAGGGAACCGCUGUCAAGCACAGAGCAGCAGACGCCGACGACGCCUGAUAGCUGUAUGGUACAGUCACCAUAUAUUUAAUUUUCUUCAUAGGGACCGGCUUUAUGAUUAAGCUGCAAUCUUCAAUGAGUAAGCAUAUCCCUCAGUUCUGUGGUGUUCUUGGUCACACAUUUAUGGAGUUUCUGAAAGGCAGCGGAGACUACUGCCAGGCACAGCACGACGUCUAUGCAGACAAGUGAACUGUAGAAAUCCAUUACUACUCCACGAAGAAACCCCCUUAGGACCCGAGUACCAGUGGUACUGAUAACCCAGAUAAAAAGCAUUGAAUUCAGAAAGUGGCAGGGCACUUAACAGAGGAGACAAAACCUGGAUGGGAUAAUCUUCAGUGCACUGUAUUUUGGUGGCCUCAGUAUAACUGAAAUUAAGAAUUGCUACUAAGAGGUUCAUUCCCACCCCACCCCCCCUUAAUUAUACUCAACAUAUUUGCCAGUGCUGAGAAUUUCAAGUGGAGUAUAGUGAAAGUAAAAAUUUGUUUCCAUAUAUCCACAAUUUCUUUUACAAUCUGGUUCUGUUUUAUAUAAAACCUGUUUAACAAUGGCUCGAAUGAAUCGUCCAGCCCCUGUGGAGAUCACUUACAAGAACAUGAGAUUCCUCAUCACUCACAACCCCACCAAUGCAACCUUAAACAAAUUCAUAGAGGAGCUGAAAAAAUAUGGAGUUACUACAGUGGUGAGAGUGUGUGAAGCCACCUAUGAUACAUCUCUAGUGGAAAAAGAAGGCAUUCAGGUUUUAGAUUGGCCCUUUGAUGAUGGAGCCCCGCCUUCAAACCAGAUUGUGGAUGAUUGGCUGAACCUCUUGAAAGCAAAGUUCCGUGAGGAGCCUGGUUGUUGCAUUGCUGUUCAUUGUGUAGCUGGACUUGGAAGAGCUCCAGUCCUGGUUGCCCUUGCACUGAUUGAGUGCGGAAUGAAAUAUGAAGAUGCAGUCCAGUUCAUAAGACAGAAGCGCAGGGGUGCAUUCAAUAGCAGACAGCUGUUGUACCUGGAGAAAUAUCGUCCAAAGAUGCGGCUCCGAUUCAAAGAUUCCAAUGGUUACCGAACCAACUGUUGCAUUCAGUGAAGGAGAGGCAAUCCCUGCUACCUACUGCUAAAGAAAAGUGGAGAAUGGUGUUGAUGUGUAGCCUGUCUAAUGAUGAAUUUUAUAGACUUUUUUUUUGUUUUGUUUUGUUUUUCUCCAGUCUUCAGUAAUGGUCAUUAGGUGCUACCAUAGGUUAUACGAAGGACAUGUGUUUGGCCUUUUUUUUUUUUUUUUUUUUUUUUUUUUUUUUUUUUUUUUAAAAGUCCCUCCCCUACUUUUUAAGUUCAAUCAUUUGGUCUCUCCCAUAAAAUCAUGCAUUAACAAAUGUUUUGGAUCUAUUUUGCACUACCCUUCUUUCUGCAAAUUAGGAGCAUAAAAAAUGUAGGGGGCAUUGGGUGCCAAAUUUCCAGCUUGAUACCUGUCAUUCCAGUUGCUGAUAUUAUUUUCCAGAAGUGCAGACUAGCUUGACACUUUUUUUUUUUUAAACUGGUCUCUUUUUUUUUUAAGUAACGGUUUGGGGAUGGGGACCAGUAAAAAAACAACCAGCUGCUCAGUUUACACCUAACCAGUUUUAAAACUAGUGGGUGGGCUAUCUUUGCACAAAACACACUGUAUAUGGUCUUAAUAGUAAAUACCAUGUUUAUAUGUUUUAAGUUGCUUCUGCUACUAUUUUUCCAAUAUUAUCUUUUAAUCACAACCUUAUCUAAACAGAGCUAGCUGUACCGUUUUCUUUUUACUGUAUAGAAGCACAUGCUGCUUGUAGAUUUGUCAUAUAUUAAAGCCUUACAGUCUAAAAGGAAAGUGGCCCUCUUGGGUACAGCUAGAUGGGGAGGGAGAGGCUAUUUAAUAUUUAAUAUUUGCAUCUGAAAAAAUAAAUUGUUGCCUUUGUCUUGUGCAGGAAGUAUAUUCGAAGUAUGCCCUUCAGUAAAUAUUUUAAUAUACAAAUGCUUUGUUAUUGUAGCUAAGAAUUUAUAUUGUACAAUGAUCUUCUGAGCUUUAUAAUUUUUUUUAAUGUAUCUAUCAACUUUGGUUACCAACUACUGCUUUGUCUAAAAUGUGAUUUCUUCAGUUUUGGCUUCAAAUUGCAGACUUGUCUACAAUAUUUUGUAUGCCUUAUUUGUUUUGCAUAACUUAAUUCUUAGAUACUUGAUAAUUUUGUUAUGUAUUUGAAAUGAUGUAUGUUAAUGUUAGAUCAAGAUUUAUACUGUAUGUGGGAAUGUGUGGUGUAGUACUGUGGGAGAAGUAAUUUGCCAGUGUUCACAAGCUUGUUAUAAAAUCUGGUGCGAAAAGCUUGUACUGUACAUCUAAAUAAACACUGAAAAUGAA
This is a messenger RNA of Polyodon spathula (Mississippi paddlefish), 2405 nucleotides long. Its product is annotated as protein tyrosine phosphatase type IVA 1-like. Gene Ontology annotation, molecular function: protein tyrosine/serine/threonine phosphatase activity. The record is from RefSeq and is a predicted model, not a curated record. The transcript has 6 exons. Gene Ontology annotation, biological process: protein dephosphorylation. Bases 600 to 1121 code for a protein of 173 amino acids. Lineage: Eukaryota; Metazoa; Chordata; Actinopteri; Acipenseriformes; Polyodontidae. Gene Ontology annotation, cellular component: nucleus.